Pogoniulus pusillus (Red-fronted tinkerbird) is the source of this 3639-nucleotide messenger RNA. RefSeq names its product cilia and flagella associated protein 70 (gene CFAP70). The coding region runs from base 71 to 3367 and encodes 1098 amino acids. The transcript is spliced from 27 exons. Gene Ontology annotation, cellular component: motile cilium; extracellular exosome. Gene Ontology annotation, molecular function: protein binding. The record is from RefSeq and is a predicted model, not a curated record. Lineage: Eukaryota; Metazoa; Chordata; Aves; Piciformes; Lybiidae. Gene Ontology annotation, biological process: cilium assembly; cilium movement.
CGAGUCCGCCCUCCCCCGCCGCCCCCGCACGCCUUGCCCCGAGGCCUGGAGGUUCAUUUUCCACAGAACCAUGGAGGUGCAUACCAGAAAGGACUCUUCUGCCUCUCCUGCUGCCCCUCCCAGCGACUCACAGCCUCCCCCAGUGGCUCCAGUCCAGCUGACGGUGGUGAAGGCGCAGGGUCUGAGAGCCAUCAAAAGUGACAUCUCAGCCACUCUGGUGCGUGUGGAGUUCAAGGGGAGCGUCCUGGGGGACUCCUCCAAGGCUGAUGUCUCCCCGGACGGGACAGCAAACUAUAACUUCCUGAGCAGCUUCGAGUGCAGCUCUGCUGGCCCCAUCUCCUUGGAUGACCUUGUGCAACAACCUGUGCUCUUGACAGUGAUAGAAGUGGUGCAAAAGGAGAAGAAACAGAAGACAAUUCCUCUUGGCCAGGCUGUGGUGGACCUUCUGCCUCUGCUGCAAGGACAGUGCUCCUUGGAGGUCUCAGCACCUUUGUAUGCAGUGCCCACCUCACCCUCAGAGAGCCUUCACCCUGAGGCCAAGGGUGGCCUCGAAGUGACAGUGUUCACCCCAGAGCCCUUGCUCUCUGAAGCCCAUUUUGCUCGUGGAAGCCUCCUGAGCGUCACCCUGGAGGCAGCUUACUCUGUGCCUGAAGCCUUUGCCCCAGCGGGACCCCAGCAGAGCUAUGUGGCCUGUCUGCAAGUACCAGGAGCUGGGGAGCAGGAUUUCCCCUUGAUCUUCAAGAAUGGCAUCCUGAAUCUGGGUGAUGAAAAAGAGCCCUUACCCCGCCCCAAGAAAUGGCCUCUUGAUACCAUCCUGGCACCCGGCGCUCUGAGCAUCCCCAACUCCUUCAUCCUUGGAGGUCCCUUUGAGGAUGAGGAUGGAGAGCUCAACAGACCAGAGGACAAGGAAUUUAGGACCCAAGCAGAAAGCAAGAAGAGAAUCGUGUGGGAUGUGGAAAGGCGUUGGUUCCUGCAGCCUGCUGCUGUGCUGCUCCUGCAGCAGCAGAUCUUGGAGUGCAGGCUGUGGCCCGUGGAGGUCUGCAGGGUGGUCCAGGCCCCAACCAGCAAAGGGAAGGCCAACAGAGUUGACAAGGGAGAUGAGGACAAGCAGAUUUCCUUCCAUGGGGUGGCCUAUGUCAACCUGAUGCCUUUGCUCUGCCCUGGAGUGAGCUGCAUCCGAGGGGCUUUCCGUGUCUUUGGCUACCAGGACAGUGAGGUGCUGGAGAAGACCAAAAGGCAGCACAGUGUUCUCCAGGAUCUCAGGACACGGCUCAGGCUGAGUAAGGAAGGGUCAUGGACCCCAGGGAUUGGCAGUCCCAGACCUGCUCCCAGCAAGGCUCAGAAGGAAGACAAAGAGAAGCCCAGCAGAGAUAAGGACUCCACCCGCAGGAUGUCCAAUGUGACCAAAAUCCAUCUGCCAGAUGCUGCUGUGGAAGCUGACAGCGUGGCUAGUCCUAGCCUUGAUGGGCAGCAAUAUGCUGAGGCAGGAACCUUCCUGCUGCUAGAGAUAAAGCUGGACAAGGCCCUGGUACCCAAGCGGUCGCGGGAGGAGCUCAGCAGACGGAUCAAGGAGAUGAUUCCUGCUCGCCCUCCCCUGCCUCCUCGGACUUCAGGAGCCAAGAAGGCUGUGGAAGAUUAUCACAAGCACAUCAGCAGCAUUGCAAUGUCCAUCCUAAAGGAAUACCAUAAGCUGUUUGGGAAGCAACUACCUGAGCAUGCAGCCCUUGACCACCAAAGCCUGGAGGAGCAGAAGUGUCAGCUCAACUUUGAACUCAACACCUCUGGGCACUACUUUGCUUUCAAGGAGCAGCUGAAGUAUGCUGUAGUGAAGCUUGUGAGGGAGAAGUACCUGAGGAGCACAGCGUUUGAGAGCCAGGAGGAGCUCCAGGCUUUCCUCAGCGAGCUCUACGUGUACCUGGUGGAGCAGAUGCACAUUGCCCUCAAUCAGCUCCUCUUCGAGGAACCUUCUGCUCCAGCCCCCCCAUCCCACACAACCCAGGAGCAGCUCUGCCUCUUUGCUCGUGAAGCUGAGUUCAACAAGGACUACAAGCUGGCAUCUCUGUACCACCAGCAGAGGGUGGCUCAGGACCAGCACAGUAUCCAGCCCUGGCUGGACUAUGGCAUCUUCUACCUGCUGCUCCAGGAGACAGCCAGAGCCCAGCACUGCUUCCAGCAGGCUCUUUCCCUGGACCCCAACAACAUCCAAAGGUCUGACCAGCCCAAGCCUGUCCCCAGCUUGCUGCUCUGUGGGAUUGUGGCUGUGAUGCUGCAGCACUAUGAAGAGGCCGAGAUUUGCUUUGAGGAUGCCUGCUGCUUGGAGCCCUCCAGUGUGCUGGCCUGGACACUGUCAGGUUUGUUUUAUGAGCUGCAGACCAAUGAUAUUCAGGCAGAAAUGGCCUUCCGGGAGGCCAAGAAGCUGCUGCAGGCACAGCAGAGGAGCAGCUCUGAGGCUGCUGAGGGAGGAGGAGGGCAAAAGGACGUUUCUGCUGGGUGUGUGAGCUCUCCCAGCCCAGACCCAGAAGAACAUGUGUCAGAGAGGGUUCCAGAUGGCUCAGCUGACAAACAGCCCGAGGUGGUGGAGCCUGUCCUGGCCUGUGUAGCACCCAAGGAAGAGGCCAUAGCAGCUGAGGCAGCCCCAGGAGCACCAGCCCCUGGCUCAGGACUCGGCCAACCUCACUGCAGCAUCUUUAUGAAGGCAGUGGAAUUCCUGCUGAAGGUCAAUGCUGUCCAGCUGGUUCACAGGGCUCUGGCCCACGAGCUGCUGAGCCUCCAGGGAGCUCCCUCCUGUGCCUACUACCUGGCCCUGGCCCAGACUUACUUGCUGAAGGAAGAUCUGCCCAGCUGUGAGCAGAGUCUCUCUGAAGCCACCAAGAUGGACCCCAUUGAUCCAAACGUCUGGGCUCAGAAGGGACACCUGAGCUACCUGAGGAAGGACUUUGGGAAGGCAAAGGAGUGCUACGAGCGAGCCACCAGCUUCCCGCGGGACGCUGAGGAUGUGCACUUCAUCUGGCUGCGCCUGGGCUCCAUCUACCUGCAGGAGAAAGAGUACAGCCGUGCCAAGCAGACCUACCUCCUCGCCUGCCAGAGCUCUGCCUCCUGUCUCACCUGGCUGGGGGUGGGCAUCGCCUGCUACAGGCUGGAGGAGAUGGUGGAAGCAGAAGAUGCUCUCUCUGAAGCCAAUGCCCUAAAUAACACCAAUGCCGAAGUCUGGGGGUAUCUCGCCCUCAUCUGCCUGCGAGGAGGCCGAGAGCUGGAGGCAGAACAGUGCUACAAAUACACCCUCAAGCUGGGCCUGAGUAACGACGCGCUGCUACGGGAGAUCCACGACGCGCAGCAGCGGCUCGGCUUCGGCAAUCCGGCCUUCUGAGCCCCGCGUUUCCCGGGGCAGCUGCGCCGAUCCUCUGAGCCCCGUGUUCCCCGGUGCCGCUCCCGGUGCCGCUCCCGGUGCCAGAUAAACUGCCCGAGCCUCGCCUGUGCCUCUGCCUCUGCCGCGGCCAGCCCGAGGGGGCCGGGCCGGGGCGGCGCUGGCAGGACGGUGGCCGCAGAGGGACACACCCAACGCGUCCGCUCACGUGCUCUGUGCUUGCCCCGCCCCGCGGGGCGUGGCUGCGGGCGCGCGGGACGGUUGAGCCGGCGGCG